AUGGCACCUUCAACACCAGAUCAAAUACUAAAUACAUCGUGGACCUUACACCGUCUAUCACCUCUACACCAUGAAACAGAAUUCCCAUCUCUCCUGGACAACCCAGAAGCUCUAAAAGUCUACGCAAACCGCUUGCGCGAUCAACUCACCGGGAACGUGCUAGCCGGAUUUCAGGUUGGCACGAGCGCACCCUCCACAGAGGAAGACACGCUCUCCAGAACUGGCGCUCUCAAAAACUGCACUUGGGAAGCUAUAUCAAGCCUCGCGUUAGAAACUUCCAAUACUCCUCAUCCCGGGAACCCAUGCGGAAUCCUCGUGGUACUGGAGUACGAAAACAUCACCUAUAAAGCAGCAUUGCUUGCACCAGAGGGAUCCCAUUCGCGUAAAACCUCCACAUAUCUCCCGUUACUGUUAACGCGGUUACCGGGCCCGCUACGACAAACGUUUAUCUCUUUCCUCUCUGCGAAUUUUGACACUUACUGUUCUGUUUUUCGCCUCCCUUCGCAGUUUUUGUGUGCCGGACUUGCGUCUUACUUGGACGCUUUGACGCAAGGCCGCGACAGAGAAUGGGCGACUUCACGGGCUAUUCUGGAGGAUGUCGUAAAGGAGAUACAGAUUACAGUGUCAUUCUCUACUAAUGUGGCUCCUGAUUUGAGGUCCCUCAAUAUCAAUAUCCCGCGGGGCUCUAUCAAGAGUUUUUUGCCUGUUACUGGGGACUCGAAUCAACCGAGUGGCUCUAUCCUCUCGGCUGUCUCUUCUUACAUUGAGCAGCAUCUCGCGAUGGAUCUGGAUCUAGCUGGCUCAUCAGCUAAGGAUAGUCCGGCAAGAAAACAUGUGCGUAUCAGUAAGAUCGCAUGUAACGGGUUCGUUCUAGGCGCUGAAGGAAAGAUGAAACUUGUUGCGCAGCCUACCCGAGCUGGGUCUGCUGGUGAUGAUUCGGCUGAAAAUGAUGAUGCUCAGAACGAGAAGAAGCGCCUUGCGUUACGAGCUAGUGAGGUGCUACUUCUCUCUGUCAUUCGCAGGAGCCUUGUCGGGGGGAAUCAAGAAAGUUGA
Messenger RNA from Aspergillus bombycis, 1053 nucleotides. RefSeq lists its product as uncharacterized. Lineage: Eukaryota; Fungi; Ascomycota; Eurotiomycetes; Eurotiales; Aspergillaceae. The record is from RefSeq and is a predicted model, not a curated record. The transcript has a single exon. Bases 1 to 1053 code for a protein of 350 amino acids.